AUGACACUGUCUAAGAGGGAGCUGGAUGAACUGAAACCAUGGAUAGAGACCAUAGUGAAGAGAGUAUUGGGUUUCUCAGAGCCCACAGUGGUAACAGCAGCACUGAACUGUGUGGGGAAGGGCAUGGACAAGAAAAAGGCAGUCGACCAUCUGAAACCUUUUCUUGAUGAUUCUACUCUCCAAUUUGUGGACAAACUAUUUGAGGCUGUGGAGGAAGGCCAAAGCUCUAGGUAUUCCAAGUCCAGCAGUGAUAGGAGCAGAAAACAAGAGCUAAAGGAGUGUUUGAUCAAACAGAUGAUGGAAGCAGCGACACAACAAAUUGAGGAGAGAAAAAAACAACUGAGCUUCGUUAGUCCCCAUACACCGCAGCCGAAGACUCCUUCUUCCUCCCAACCAGAGCGACUUCCAAUUGGCAACACUAUUCAGCCCUCCCAGGCUGCCACUUUCAUGAAUAAUGUCAUUGAGAAGGCAAGGAAAGCAGCUGAACUACAAGCUCGAAUCCAAGCCCAGCUGGCACUGAAGCCAGAACUCACUGGCAACGCCAACAUGGUGGGCCUGGCUAAUCUCCAUGCUAUGGGCAUUGCUCCCCUGAAGGUGGAUUUAAAAGACCAAACUAAACCUACACCACUGAUCCUAGAUGAGCAGAGUUGCACUGUAGAUGCAACAGGCAAGGAGAUUGAGCUGACACAUCGCAUGCCUACUCUUAAAGCCAAUAUUCAUGCUGUGAAAAGGGCACAAUUCAAGCAACAGCUAAAAGAAAAGCCAUCAGAAGAUAUGGAGUCCAAUAUGUUUUUUGACCUCCGAGUUUCAAUUGCCCCUUCCCACCGCCAGAGAUGAACUUUUAAAUUCCAUGACAAAGGCAAAUUUGAGAAGAUUGCUCAGUGAUUACGGACCAAGGCUCAACUGGAGAAGCUGCAGGCAGAGAUCUCACAAGCAGCUCAAAAAAUGGGCAUCCAUACUUCCACUAUGCUUGCCCUCAUUACUCCUAAAAAGGAAUUAAAGGAAGGCGAUAUCCUUGAAGUUGAGUGGUGGGACUCUUACGUCAUCCCCAAUGGCUUUGACCUUACAGAGGAAAAUCCCAAGAGAGAAGAUUAUUUUGGAAUCACAAAUCUUGUCGAACAUCCAGCUCAGCUUAAUCCUCCAGUUAACAAUGACACACCAGUUACUCUGGGGGUAUAUCUUACCAAGAAGGAACAGAAGAAACUUCGAAAGCAGACAAGGAGAGAAGAGCAGAAAGAACUACAAGAGAAAGUCAGGCUGGGCUUGAUGCCUCCUCCAGAACCCAAAGUGAGAAUUUCUAAUCUGAUGUGAGUAUUAGGCACAGAAGCUGUUCAAGACCCCAUGAAGGUAGAAGCCCAUGUCAAAGCUCAAAUGGCAAAAAGACAGAAAGCACAUGAAGAGGCCAACACUGCCCGAAAACUUACAGCAGAACAGAGAAAGGUCAAGAAAAUUAAAAAGCUUAAAGAAGACAUUUCACAGGGGGUACACAUAUCUGUAUAUAGAGUUUGAAAUUUGAGCAACCCAGCCAAGAAGUUCAAGAUUGAGGCCAAUGCUGGGCAACUGUACCUGACAGGGGUGGUGUUCCUGCACAAGGACGUCAACGUGGUAGUAGUAGAAAGGGGCCCCAAUGCCCAGAAUAAAUUUAAGCGUCUUAUGCUGCAUCGGAUAAAGUGGGAUGAACAGACAUCUAACACGAAGGGAGAUGAUGAUGAGGACUCUGAUGAGAAAGCUGUGAAGAAAACCAACAAAUGUGUACUAGUCUGGGAGGGUACAGCCAAAGACCGGAGCUUUGGAGAGGUGAAGUUCAAACAGUGCCCUACAAAGAAUGUGGCUCGUGAGCAUUUCAAAAAGCAUGGGGCUGAACACUACUGGGACCUUGUACUGAGGGAAUCUGUGUUAGAGUCCACUGCCUGA
Otolemur garnettii (small-eared galago) is the source of this 1914-nucleotide messenger RNA. RefSeq names its product U4/U6 small nuclear ribonucleoprotein Prp3-like. The record is from RefSeq and is a predicted model, not a curated record. Gene Ontology annotation, biological process: mRNA splicing, via spliceosome. Gene Ontology annotation, cellular component: U4/U6 x U5 tri-snRNP complex. The transcript has 2 exons. NCBI's taxonomy places the organism in Eukaryota, Metazoa, Chordata, Mammalia, Primates, Galagidae.